Messenger RNA from Nerophis lumbriciformis (worm pipefish), 3066 nucleotides. Lineage: Eukaryota; Metazoa; Chordata; Actinopteri; Syngnathiformes; Syngnathidae. The record is from RefSeq and is a predicted model, not a curated record.
AUGGUCUCCGGAGAGCGUUGUUUGCUGGUGGACACAGAGUUGUCGACGAGUAACAUGAAGGAGAUGAUUGGAGGGUGUUGUGUUUGCUCAGACGAGAGAGGUUGGGCGGAAAACCCCCUGGUCUACUGCGACGGACACGGCUGUAACGUCGCCGUGCACCAAGCCUGCUAUGGCAUUGUACAGGUGCCCACCGGUCCGUGGUUCUGCAGAAAGUGUGAAUCUCAGGAGCGAGCUGCUCGUGUGAGAUGUGAACUGUGUCCCCACAAAGAUGGCGCCCUGAAGAGGACUGACAAUGGCGGCUGGGCCCACGUGGUGUGUGCCCUGUACAUACCUGAGGUGGAGUUUGCGAAUGUCUCAACUAUGGAGCCCAUCGUGCUACAGUCUGUGCCCCAUGAUCGUUAUAAUAAGACAUGCUAUAUCUGCGAGGACCAGGGCAGAGAGAGUAAAGCGGCCACUGGAGCGUGUAUGACAUGUAACAAACAUGGCUGCAGGCAGGCCUUCCAUGUCACAUGUGCCCAGUUUGCAGGGUUGCUGUGUGAGGAACAAGGGUCAGAUGCAGACAACGUCAAAUACUGUGGUUAUUGCAAAUACCACCACAGCAAAUUGCGAAGACGCAGGGGCCGCGGUAGUAGAUCUCAAAGCUUAAGUGACUCUUCCUCUCAGUGUAUGGAUAGACCCCCAGACCAGGAAAAGAAGAAACACAAAGAACGGGACAGACACAAACCCAAACAUAAGAAGACCUCCAUGGACAUGUCCCCCUCCCUUGUUCUUCCAAACAUCAUGAUCCCAGAGAAGACCUUCAAUAGCAGCAGUUCUGUAGGAGGCGUUAUCCCAGCAUCCUCGCAGAAGAGACUGGACGACGGUAGUGCCCGUUUUACCAAUGCCAACUUUCAGGAAGUGUCGUCCACCCACUCUAUCGGAAGUUCCAAGGAUUGCCUUGCCGCUGAUGCCGGCAAAGUCACGUCUGACAUGAAGAGCAAGAAGAACUCUGGUGGAAGUCACGGGAUAGGACAGAGGGGCGGCCGGAAGUCUCUCACCUCCUCAGGGAAAGCUCUACCCUCAACUGCGGUCACCAUGACAACCUCUUCCACGGCUGCCUCAGCAGGGCCUUUCCACCAAGGGCUGCUGUUGACGAGUGCCAGCAAGACGGCGUCCGCCCCUACGUCUUCUGAUUUCCUAAGCUUCGCCGACUCCUCCUUGCGAACGGGAGGCGUGACUUCCUUCUCGUCGCCGCCGUCUUUUAGCUGCCUCGUGAAGCCGAAUUCAGAAAGUGGCGCUUCGGAGGGAACGACCAAUCUUUUCGGGUCUCUUGCAGCGGGCGCUCCUGCAGUAGGCGGAAAGCUGUACGAGAAUUCCCACAGCCUGUCAGCCUGCGAGACGACAAGCCUCAGCGGCUCCGCCGCCUACAAACGGCAGCAGCCCUCCGGCACCGGACAGGGAAUCACUGGAGCGACCACAGGAGGAGGGGAGGACGGCGUGAAGAAGAAAAAGAAAGGCAACUGGCGCAACAGAUUUGGACCGUGCUUCACAACGGACGCCAAGCCACCGGAGUCGUCCCCCUCCCACACUCUACCCGCUACCUCCACGGCAAAUGCCUCCUCUUCUCCCGCGGCCCCCCCUCCGUCAUCGUCCUCGGUGCUCUCUGGCCGGUCCAGUUUAGCUUCCAGCGCUGGCUUAGGAAUGGGAGGAGGAGAGAGGGGACUUGGGGUUAUAGGUGUCGGCAGCGGGAUUCAGAAGUCCCCCUCACUUCUCAGGAAUGGGAGUCUGCAAACAAACAGCAGCCCAGGUGUUUUCUCCUGUGGCGACGGGUCGUCAUUAUCGGGGCCCGGAGCCAUCGCCAUGGGCGGCGUCACCUCUGACCAACCGCAGCCCACGCCUUCACUGGCCCCUCCUUCACCCUUCACCGCCACCGCACCCCUGACCAGCACGGCCGCCACACACGUAAGCGGCCUUCCAGGGUCGGUAUUCAACUUGGCCCCCUCACAUAUGUUUGGGAACCGUCUGAAUCCAAACUCCGCCAUGGCAGCGCUCAUCGCCCAGUCGGAGGCCUCGCCCGCAGAUCCGGAGGCCGGAGACAGCAGCGUCGGUGUGCAGGGUUUCUCGAUAAGGGCUUCUCCCAAGACCACGCCGCGCUCACCAAUUGGCGGCCUGCAGAUCCGCUACGACUCGUCAGGGUCGUUGCCAGGACCGGGGCUGGGGUUGCUAGGGGCCGGGGGAGGCGGCGAGACGCUGCCCCCGGUGGCCACCACCAUCGAGCAGCUCCUGGAGAGACAGUGGAACGAGGGACAGAGCUUCCUGCUGCAGCAGGGCGCGCAAGGAGAUGUGGUGGGCAUGCUGAAGUCUCUCCAUCAGCUGCAAGAGGAGAACAGGAGGCUGGAGGAGCAGAUUAAAACGCUCAGCAUGAAAAGAGAGCGACUGCAGCUUCUUAGCGCUCAGCUAUCAGUGCCUUUCACACCCACCUCAACCUCCUCCGAUAUAAAGGGAGGAAGCACUGACUCAUCUUUACCUGUGGCAGCUCAGGACAGCGUGUCAUGUGGUGGUCACAGCAGUAGUGGCUCCACCUCUUCCCUGUCGACACCCCCCUCUCUUUCCCAAAGUCCACCUCAGCCACAGCUGAACGGCGUCAUCGCCGCGGGGACCUCCCCAGCCGGGUUAGGCGGUAUGUCAGGACUGAUGGGCACCUUUGGAGCCGGCGGUACGCUCGGCAUGGGGGGUAUCGGCGGCGGUCUGAACGGAGUCAUCCAGACGCCGGCAGUGACCGGAAGCCCGCACGCGACGGGAGCCGUCACCUUACCCGUCAAUAACAGUGCUGUCCGGCUCAGCUUGGCAGACCAGCAGAGGCUCCUUCAGCAGCAUCAGCUCCAACAGAUGCUGACAUCACAGCCCUCAGCAGACCAGCUGCUGGCCACAUUUCCUUCAUCGCUGGCCGUCAAACCCUUCCAGGUGCUCUUCAGAGCCACUGUGUCCAUCAUCAACCUUCCCUACCCCCUCAUCCCUAGGGUUAGGCUGGUGGAGUAUUUGGGGGUGGGUUCCAACCAGCUGACGGAGGACCCCCGUGCGGCCUAA